AUGGAGCAGAUCCUGCUGUCCAGCCCUGGGGGGCAUGCAGACUGGGAAUUGGAGCAGAAGCCGUCUUUGGGAUUUCUUGUUUUAGAUCCUGAUAAAGUUGCCACUUUGCCUAAGGGGGGCAAAGAAAGUCUGGAGACUGAGCCUUCCUCUUCCUCCUCCUUCUCUUCCUCCACCUGUGUCUCCCUUCCCUGCGGGGCUAGCCCGCAGGGUGUCAGUGAGGAGCCAUCUCUCCUCUCACGACAUGAGGAGAGCAGCCUCAGUCAGGUGUCACAAGGCAGAGAAACGCUGUCAUCUGAAACUGAGGACAAAGGUUUAUUCUUGGAGCCGGUGAGGGAUUCGCUCACAGUGAGUAACGCUAUCCUGGAAGGGUCAUCUGAGAACCACCUGAGCAGCCCCUCCCACACCUGCAGCUCCACUGGCUACAGCCACACGCCGGAUGUUCAGAAAGGAUCCGGACUCGUACGGAAUGGAGCCGGCGCCGACACCAAAGGCAGCCUCGGUGUUGAAGAUCACUCCCUGCACACGUCUGAAGAGGGGCGCUUGAGCUCGCGUGCGGAUGAUCCUGAGGAGAACGGUUGCGUGGACGAUACUGAGCAGAACGUUUGUGUGGACGCUCUGACCCUUAGUUUGUCUUUGAAGCAGUGCUGUGAAGGCCACCCCUCUCGCCCCGGGCCCCGACGUCAGUCGACGGAACCCGAAGCCGCCGCGUCCUGCCCUGAUGGAGACUCCACACCCCAGCACGAUCUCCUCAGCAGCCUGGGCUUGGAUGGGGGUAUCUCAGUAGACUUCAUGGAAGAAAAGGUUCAUCUGGGCUCAACUCGACAAGGAGGACUCAAAGAGCUGAUUGGCCGUCGCAGCCUGACUGCUGAUGCAAUGCACGAUAAGGAAACGCUCAAUCCAAAACCCCCCGAGAGCGGCCUGCAGGAUGCUGGUCCUGGUCCUGGUCCGGAGCUGAAUGGAAGGAGUGGAGAGGCAGAGCUUGACCUGGAUAUAGUCUAUCACAGUCGGGAUGGCCCUGACGACCUGGCCCAGGAGUUGGGUGAUUUGUCUUUGGGCAAUUUGUGGACGGCCGCAGAGACGACGGAAGGGCUCUCUCUAUCAGAGGUCGGGGCGUCUAAUUCGCUGCCAAUGGGGGGCAGCGUUUCAGAAGCGGAUGACCUGUCUUCUUUGAGGGCUGUGUUUAAUGCCCUGGACCAGGACAGUGAUGGGUUUGUGCGCAUUGAGGAGUUUCUGCAGUUUGCCACAGCCUAUGGAGCUGAACAGGUUAAGGACCUGACAGGAUUCCUGGAUCCCAGCGGUUUGGGGGUGAUCAGCUUUGAAGACUUCUACAGAGGCAUUGCAGCUAUCGGCAAUGGCGGCUCUGACCCCCAGCUCUGCGAUGUGGGCUUUAACCUCAGGGAUGAAGCGGGGGUCCCUGAGGAGUACGACGACUACGUCACUUUUGAGCAGAACGAGGUGACCGAUAGCGCCUAUCUGGGCUCAGAGAGCACCUACAGCGAGUGCGAGACCUUCACCGAUGAAGACACGGGCGCGCUGGUGCACCCGGAGCUGCACGAGGAGGUGGAGACGGACAGCGCCAUCGACACCGCGCUGCACGACCCCGAGGAGACCGGGAGCAGGCUGUCGCUGGGCUCUGACCUCAACAGUCACUCCCUAGUGACGGUGAUUGGAGGGGAGGAGGAGCACUUUGAGGACUUCGGGGAGAACCACACCUUGGACCUGCUCCUGGAGAGUCCCGGAGGCCCGGUGGGGGAGGGCAGCCCCAGCCAGGUCCUCUGCUCCUCCCUGCUGCUCUCUCCCAGCUCCAGCAAGAGACUUUCCAGUAAAAAGGUGGCAAGACACCUGCUCCAGAGCAGCAAUCUGACCAUCGACAGCAUGGAUGACCUGUCCCGGGACAUCCUGGACCUGGCUGACACCGACAUCACCGAUAAGGUGAUGUUCCUGGAGAAACGGGUGUCGGAGCUGGAGACGGACUCCGAGGCCAACGGGGAGCAGCACACGCGCCUCCGGCAGGAGAAUCUGCAGCUGGUGCACCGGGCCAACGCUCUGGAGGAGCAGCUGAAGGAGCAGGAGGCGCGUGCGGACGAGGCCCUCCACCUGGAGGUGCGCAGGCAUAAGGAGGCCCUGUGCAAGCUGGAGCGAGAGAGGGGCAUGGAGGUGGAGAACCUGCAGAGCAGACUCCAGCAGCUGGAUGAGGAGAACAGUGAGCUGCGUUCCUGUGUGCCCUGUCUGCGCGCCAACAUCGAGCGGCUGGAGGAGGAGAAGAGGAAGCUGCAGGAUAGCGUGGAGGACGUGACGGAGAGGCUGAACGAAGAGCUGGAAUCUCGCAGGAAGAUGAGCGACAAGCUGACACACGAGCGGCAUAAGAACCAGAAGGAGAAGGAGUGCACGCAGGAGCUGAUCGAGGACCUGCGUAAACAGCUGGAGCACCUGCAGCUCUACAAGCUGGAGGUGGAGGCUAAGACCGGGCGCUCCCCCAGCGCGGGACUGCAGGAGUACCAGAACCGCACGCGGGAGGCUGAGCUGGAGCAGGAGAUCCGCAGGCUGAAGCAGGACAACCGCAGCCUGAAAGAGCAGAACGAUGAGCUCAACGGGCAGAUCAUCAACCUCAGCAUCCAGGGUGCCAAGAACCUGUUCGCCACCUCCUUCUCCGAGUCGCUGGCCGCAGAGAUCAGCUCUGUGUCUCGAGACGAGUUAAUGGAAGCCAUCCAUAAGCAAGAAGAGAUUAACUACAGGUUGCAGGACUACAUCGACCGCAUCAUCGUCGCCAUUAUGGAAUCGAACCCCUCCAUCCUGGAGGUGAAGUAACGAGCCCCUACUCAACCCCCUCGCCCCCGCCGCACCUCGGACACUGGGGGCUGGACCCAACGCGCGCCUGAAUCUUAACGGGAAGAGGGAGAAACAGUCUUUCUACACACUCUGAAGAUGAACUAGAAGAUGUCUGCUUUGUGCCUGAGUGUUGCUGCUGUCUCUAUGCAGUUUCACAGGGCUUGGCUUCCUGGAAACACUGCUCCCCUGUGUGUGUUUUUGAUUAGUUGCGUGUUUUGACUUUUGGUUCCUGUGACUUCCCCGCAUACGGGAUGGAGGGGCCUGGUGUUCCUCUCUCUCUAUCACUAUGUGUUACUAUUUAUAUGUACAUGUGCGCCUGUGCUUUUCGCUGACGACCCUCAGGCGUGGAAGGCGCUCAGUCACUAUAAGCACUACACUGUAUGCCCUGUAAGUCAUAGUCGGUCGUUGCAGUUUAAUGGCGAACAGCCUGCGUUCUUCACGUGUGCCCGUUCCAUGUGCUAAGGGUCCACGUGUGUCCUCACUGCUACUGGGGUUCACUCUCUUCAUUCUGUUAAUGACCAGGGUAACUUCACAACGGAAGUGAAGGUUUACGGGGAUGAACAGAUACCCGUUACUCCUACCUUUCGAGUAUACUAAAGUUAACAGGCGUCGCUUGCUGUAACAUAUCAUAUCGGCAAGCUAAAACCGUUCGUUCUGUAUGUGCAGGUUCUGCCUUGUUUAUAGACCGCAGUCUGCAUGCUGCGGGUUCUGUAAAAGGGUGUCUUUUGUUGCCGUGUCCUUCAGAGGUUUUAAACAGAGCUAUUUAAAAACGUAUGAAGCGCGAGCUGAAGCCCGCCAGAAAGCAGCCGUUUUAAGUGAAACCUGUUUAAACGGGGAGAAUGAUCUCAACGAGCUGCCUUUCGUACUCAGGCUCUCCGUGCUGAAUGUAGUUAAUCGUGUUCGGUUUGUUCCUUCCUGCGAGUUUCACUCCUCCCGGUUUGUUUUUUUUUUGCUUUUGUUUUCUGUGAGAGGUUGUUAUGUAUCCACAUGAGUCCGGCAGACCCAAGUGAGGGGCGGUUUGAGGAGGGGAACAGGAGGUGCCCUGAGGGUCGGUUUGUCCUGUUUCUCAAGGACUCCCGUUUGCUGUGUGUGCGUCUGCGUGCCGUGUGUGUGUCUGCGAGCGGGAUGCACUCUGUCCCAAAUCUGUUAUUUUACAGCAGAGCAAGCCCGUUGUGUUGGACGAACAGAGGUGGAGUAAUGUCUUUGCGCUCACUCCUCCUGUUCCCACUACUCAGUAGCAUAGAAGAGGGAGGAUUGCCAGCAAACGGUGGAGUCGUUUCUUCUCCAAAAUGUAUCACUGACUGUGGAAGGCUAAGAAGAAUGUAUUUUUCAGUGUCCAUUCUCUUGGAAAAUCUUCCUUUGGAAAAUCUGGCUUCAAUUUGUAUCUUUCCGUAGACUUGCUCACAGCGUGUAUGUGGCUCAGUAAAUGCUAAUAUGGUAGGACUUGACAGCUUUGAGGGAUAUGAAAGGCUUUUACUAACUGAUGCUAUAAAAGACUGAAACUAUUCUGCUGACCUCUGGAACAUGAAGCAAGCGAGGAUCAGGUCGGAAAAACACCCCAGAGACUAAGCGCUUCACAGCCCACCAUCAUUCAUAUCCUAUUUAACGAGGCCUUAGAACUCACCCUGUCAGCGAAAAGCCACACAAUCGCCCUUCUACCUAUUUAACAAAGUGAAAUUAUGCAUUUUAACCCCGAGCUGAGAGAAUAGAGACAUACUGAGGCAUUUCUGGGACAAAUAAUAUGGUCAGUCCUUGGUUUUGAUCCACAAUAUCUCCCUAUAUUUGAGUUACGCGCAAAUGCCAUUUUCUUACUGGCUUUUUCCCAAGCAUAGUUUCAAAACUACAAUCAACAUGAUUAGCAAUGAUUGCACAGCCAUUGUAGUCUUAACUGUACAUUAGUAAUAAUGUAGGUAUAUUGGUCUCUGUGGUGGAGGUCAUCCUAGGGAUGCAUUCAGAGUAGUGAUUUAAUCAGUCAACAAAGGAGUUCAUUUGUGGGGUCUAAAAAUGGAAUGCUUUGACACAGGAAAAAGGGUAAAUUUCUCAAGAAUGUGGAUAUUUGUAAGCAAUGUGUAGUACUCUGAAGGAGAUUUACGACGCAAUCCAUGAAUGUGGUUAAAAUCUGGACAGAAGAAACAAGAAGGAAGAGCAGACCUCCUCACUAGGUCUUUUUGCAACCCCUGUGGAUUAAUUUACAUGUCGGAGAGCUGCAAGACAACUUGCUUCUUUUAUUUUUUGCAUAUUGCUCGUGAUUCACGCACCAUGUCUGGACAUUUUAUGACUAUCUGUAUAUCUGGAUGUAUAUUAGUGUUGAUAUUUAGCCGUAGCCCUGAAGAUAAAGAGUGCUAUGGGGUUUGCCCCGUUGGACUGAGAUGUGCCAUGUGGCACAUUGACAUAUCACAGUAUGAGGACACAUCUUCAAUCCUGCACCUACAGUAGGCACUCGAUACUACAUUUUAUCCUUUAAUCAAUGCGAAAUAAAAUGGCCUUGGAUGUAAAUUACUGUACAUGUAAACAAGUUUUUUCUAAUCUGUAGAUCUAGCUAUUUUUUUAUUGUAAGAAGGAAGAAUGACUUUAGUUUUCUGGGAAUUUUCCCUUUCCCAUUGGAAUGUCACUGUGUCCCUCCCAUUGUUUAUUUGAAUGUGAAUAGAUGUGAUAUCCAGGAAAACAUCUUGUUUUCUUUCUCCCAAACCCAUCCCCUUGCAUCUAUGUAAAAAGCAUCUUGACGGGGAUGGGAUUAUCUGUAAAUAUAUUAGCGUUUCCGGAUUCUGAAGGGAACUGAAUUCAUAAGUGACGACCCAUUGGAAAUGCUUUUUGUGCAAAUAUAUGAGUUGGCAGGUUAUUCCACCACAAUGUCUUACUUGAGGGAUGCUGGUGGAAUGGCAAAGUACACUGUGGUCACAGGUGUAAUUAGACUUUACAUUAGUUGCAGUGAAGACCAGGUCAGUCUUCAAAUACUUUUUACUCUUCUGUGCUCUUUGAUGUUCUGUAACUGCUCACCAUAAUGUCUUCUGAAUUGAAAUCCAGGAUUUACACAAUGUUUGUCUUUAACCAAUUUCAUUUGCUCCUAUUUGUGGGUGAGGCUGCACUGAGAGACUGGACAACCUAAUUACAUAAUAAUAUAUAUUGUGCAAUGUGCAUAUUGUCAAGACAUAUUGGAACAUAAUGCAUGGAGACAUAGGACUAGAAAAGGAUAUUGCAUCUCAAAAUGACCACUAUCUCUUUAAGAAGGGUUUAGCUACAGUAUAUUGGAAUAAGCUACAAUAAAUCAUUCAUAUUCAAUUGGAAAUAGAAUACAUUUUUAAUAAAUAGCUGGAGAAACCAGUAGCAUAUUUUCUGUACAAGGAGAGGAGCAUUACAGAAUUGUGUACUUGUAUUUCCAAAGCAUUAUGCACUUUAAUCAUCCUUAUGAAGUUCAUUGAAAACCUGCUCUCACUUUGCCAAAGAAUGAUUCAACUUUUGCACAAUGAAUCAAUUUGGGUUAACACUGAUAGUUUAUAUUGCAAGUGACUAACAGGAAGUGGUCUGUAAAAAUGCUUUCCUGGGCUAUAUCCUGAGUAUUUUGGUUUUAAUAUCUUUAUAUUGUCUCCUAACAUACAGCUUAUGAGCAUAGUUGCUGUAUGUCUUUGUGGAAGUGGUGUCACACCCACAUAUACUACCUUCACAAAUUCACUCCAGCCAAAAACACUCAUUUGCUCCAGUGUUGGUUCGCUGGUCCAGUGCUCUCUCAGAUAUGCCUCAUGCUACUUUGAAAAUGACUGUGAGCAAUGUUGAUAUGUUUUCAGUUUAAAUAGCUAUAUAAUGAAAUUAAAUGUAUAUAUGAAUCAUUUUCUGUCUGUAGGACAAAGCCUUUUCUUCACAGCCUAGCUUCCAACACUCCAAAGAACGUCUCCGAGGUGGAAAUAUCACAGCAAAGAGUUGCAGUAAUGACUUGCCUGUAAAAACAUGAAAAUAUGAAGAAAUAAAAACGAGUCAUUCACAAUAUGACAAAUAAUUGUAUUAUAAACUGAAGUGGGAGAUAUUGUUUAAAUUAAAUGAUCAGUAUUGUUUACUGCUGUAUGUUACUGUAUCUUUUGAAGAAAUCCUAAAAGAUGUAGGCCUAAUCAUCGUUUGGAGAAUUAUAGGUUUUCCAAUUCACUGUAAAAGGUGAGAAAAACAUAAAGAAUAUCAACCUAUUGAAAUCACA
Molecule: messenger RNA, 7012 nt
Organism: Conger conger (European conger)
Lineage: Eukaryota; Metazoa; Chordata; Actinopteri; Anguilliformes; Congridae
Gene: rab11fip3
Product: RAB11 family interacting protein 3 (class II)
Exons: 14
Coding region: 1-2808 (935 amino acids)
Biological process (GO): regulation of cytokinesis; endocytic recycling
Cellular component (GO): midbody; cleavage furrow; endocytic vesicle
Molecular function (GO): calcium ion binding
Source: RefSeq, a predicted model, not a curated record